AUGAUACAGCUAAUAUAUGGCAAUAAGUUCGAUGAAGGAUUUUGUUUAGAAACAUGUUAAUAAUAAAAUGCGAACUUUGAUUGCAGGGAUCAAAUUCCGUACACAUUCAUAAUUCCCUUUAAUUAUCCUUUUGAAACCAUUCCUUAAGUUUUUAUUAUCUUAGAUCUCAUCAGUGUUGAUGUGAAAACUGACUUUAGAAUAUAAAUCUAAGAUGUUACUAUUUCAAGUAAAUUACAAGAUUGAAUAUAUAAAAGAUUUUAGCUUAUUGGUAGUUUGUUUAACUGGUUGGGCAAGUUGUGUUAGAAUAAAAUGGUAUGCAAUAGAUGAUUAAAGAUUUUAAAUAAUCAAUGCUUUUAACACAAUAAAUUUAACUGAAAUGACCUAUCAACAUAAGAAUAAAAACGUGAACACAGAAAUUGGUCUCAUCACUUUAAUAAGCCAUAAUUUUGAUGAAAUCAAUUUUAAACUCUAAGUAUUUCUUUAUUGUAAAUGUGAGAUCAUUGAGAUUACAAGUGAAAAUGUUACUGUUUCUUUGACAAAAGUGCCGGAAGAUUUUCUACAGUAGGUUUAAGUGGGAUUUCAAAUUAUUUUAGGACCAAAAGAAGUUUUUUAAAAUUUUCUUUUUCUCGAUUCUACAAACGACUAUUCAAAACUGAUUGAAGAGAAAUAAAAUGCAUGGUUUAUAUCACCAUUUACUGGAAUGGGAUAUCCUUAUACGGAUGCUGUCAGAUUGGAUAAAUAAUAUUAGUUUUAAGGGAAUUCAUUAUAUUAGUAUAGUUUGGCCACUUGUAAAAUAUUGUCCAAAAUUUAGGGUGGAGCGCUUUUACUCCUUGUUCUCAUUCUCAUGGAUUUCUCUCUCAAGUUUUAACUACAAAGUUCUACUCCUUAAAUUUGUACUAAUUUGAAGUCAAGCAAAAAUCAUAACUUGGAUCUACUACCUCAAUUUCAGUUCAUUUCUUAGAGAAUAAUUAAAUAUUAAAUACUACAGGUGAAUUUUAUGUUACUUUAGAGAAAGAUCUCACAGAUAUUAGAAUUGAUAUUAAUGUUGUCUGUCCUUUAGGAAAGUGGAUUGAAAGUAAUUUUGAGAAAUGUUUAGAUUGUCCCAUUCAAAAGCUUUAUAAAUAAAACUAUAAAUGCAGUAACACUCUCAAAGAAUUAGUUUUCAAAAUUUAAUAUUCGAAAUAAGCUCAAGCCUAUUCUGAAUUAUUAAUCAACAUAUCAGAAAAUUUAUGUGACAUGAAAUAGAUACUCUACAAUCAAAAACUUGAAGAGAUUAUAAUGUUUUCUAUAAAUUUAACAGAUAUCUGA
This is a messenger RNA of Paramecium pentaurelia, 1308 nucleotides long. The record is from the annotation of a GenBank genome assembly. NCBI's taxonomy places the organism in Eukaryota, Ciliophora, Oligohymenophorea, Peniculida, Parameciidae.